Molecule: messenger RNA, 1277 nt
Organism: Arabidopsis lyrata subsp. lyrata
Lineage: Eukaryota; Viridiplantae; Streptophyta; Magnoliopsida; Brassicales; Brassicaceae
Product: ras-related protein RABH1d
Exons: 4
Coding region: 385-1008 (207 amino acids)
Molecular function (GO): GTP binding; GTPase activity
Source: RefSeq, a predicted model, not a curated record
UUGUAUCUUCAUGCAAGUCUUUUGUCGCAUACCACAUAAACCCGCUAGGCCCAUAAUGUAGUUAUAAUUAGAGGAUAUUAUUUUCCAUCUUAGGCCCAAACAUACCGCAUCACUAAGCCCAUUCUUAUGCUUAGCGAAUCACAGUCACGCGCCCUCGGAAUGAUUUUUGUGUUCUGUUUCAUGUGUGUUCUGUUUUUUUUUGUUUCAACGAACAUAAAUAGAGAGAAAGGGUAAAAUAGACAUUUUAUAAGCCGUCCUCGUCAACGUGCUUGGCUUCACUUUCCAAAAAUAGGCUCUUCUUCUUCCUUCAGCUUCUUCUCUUAAAACAUUUCUCCGAAGAAUUUGAGAAUCUGACUCCAACUUUUUCGAUCUUUCAAAAGAAGAAUGGCGUCGGUGUCACCAUUGGCAAAAUAUAAAUUGGUGUUCCUAGGAGAUCAAUCUGUCGGCAAAACCAGCAUCAUCACUCGUUUCAUGUAUGAUAAGUUCGACACAACCUACCAGGCUACUAUUGGAAUAGACUUCUUAUCUAAAACAAUGUACCUUGAAGAUCGCACUGUUCGUUUGCAGCUAUGGGAUACUGCUGGACAAGAAAGAUUCAGGAGUCUAAUACCAAGUUACAUCAGAGAUUCUUCUGUUGCUGUUGUUGUUUAUGAUGUAGCCAAUAGACUCUCAUUUCUCAACACAUCCAAGUGGAUCGAAGAAGUCCGUACUGAAAGAGCUGGCGAUGUUAUCAUUGUUCUUGUCGGUAACAAGACUGAUCUUGUCGAAAAAAGGCAAGUUUCUAUUGAAGAAGGAGAUAGCAAAGGUCGUGAAUAUGGAGUUAUGUUCAUCGAGACAAGCGCGAAGGCAGGAUUCAAUAUUAAGCCUUUGUUUCGCAAAAUCGCUGCGGCUUUACCGGGAAUGGAAUCGUAUUCAAACACUAAAAAUGAGGAUAUGGUUGACGUAAACCUGAAACCGACUUCGAAUUCAUCCCAAGGUGAUCAACAAGGAGGAGGUUGUUCCUGUUGAUGAUCAGAAGAAAGAAAAGAGAUAUAUAUUUCCCAUGAACAAGAAGAACCUUAGAUCGUCCGGUUUUAGAUCACAGACUGGUUCCAUCAAUAUCAUUGUCUGUCCAAAUGCUAUAUUCAAAGAAAUGUAGUGAAAUGUUAGUUUUCAACUAUGAAACAUGUUUUUGUGAAUUCUGAGUUGUUACCAAGACUCUCUCUACAUGUGAGUGUAUCUUUUAUUUUGACAAUGGUUGAAGUGAUAUACAGUAAAUUAGGAAAGGGUCAGUAAGA